CGUGUUAUCUAGAUACUUACGCUUAAUAUUUACACGUUUGUGAUUGUCAUGACGACGUAAUUAUUACGUUGUUAGAGAGAAUUCAUGUAUUUACAAGUUUAUUAGUUGAUUGUCAUAAAAGAUUGAUCCAGUUAAUAUAAUAAUAUUUUUCAUCAUGGACAUAAAAGAACUUGAAGUAUUUGGAAUAAUAGCAUUUGAUGGUAUAAUGAGAAAUGGUUUACAAUUACAUCCUGAUGGAGAGCAUCUUGUGUAUCCAAUGGGAAAUAAAGUUACUGUCAAACAUGUAAAAACGGGUGAACAAUUCUUCUUUGUUGGUCAUAAAAAUUUCGUUUCUGCUUUAUGUAUUUCAUCUUCUGGCGAUUUAAUAGCUUCUGGUCAAGUAAAUCAUCACGGUUUCAAGGCAAUGGUUAUAAUAUGGGAUUAUAUCAAUCGUAAAAUGAAAUUAAGCUAUGAGAUACACAAAGUUAGAGUCGAAGAUGUAUGUUUUACAGAAAAUGGGAAAUAUCUUAUUAGUCUUGGAGGAAGAGAUGACGGUCGCAUCAUAAUAUGGGAUAUUGAAAAUGAAACUCCACUUUGUAGUACUUCCAUUGGGAACGAAUCGUUUGGAAAUAUUACAAUAAUUGCACGAACUAACGUUUGCAAAACAAGUUUUAUGACUGCUGGAGAUAAAACUUUGAAAUUAUGGCGUAUCGAUUUAGAAGAACGAAAAAUGUAUGGAACGGAUGUAAAAAUCGGAAAAAUGAAGCGUGAAAUUAAUUGUCUAGUUAUAAAUGAAAGUGAUGAAUAUGUAUAUUGUGGAACAACAUCUGGUGACAUUAUAAAAGCAAGAUUAAAUAUUGAAAAAUCCAAAGAAAUGACUAAAUAUCCGGUAAUGAUUGGAUGUUAUUCAAAGAUAUCGACGCAAAAAGGAAAAGCAAAUUCACAAAAUGGAGAAAUAUAUGCAGGAGGUGUAAAAAAUUUAUUGCUUUUAGAGAAAGAAAAAUUAAUUGUAGGUGCUGGCGAUGGUACGGUCGAAUUAAUUGAAAUAAUAAAAGCAUCAAAACUUACCGCAAAAAUAACAAAAGCAUUAGUCAUACCAGCCAUUAUGACAUAUUGCUCAAGAAAUGUAUGUGCUAUGGUGACAUCAAUGAUUCGGUAUAAAAAUGAAUUUAUAUUAGUAGGGACCGCUUUAUGUGAAAUUUAUGAAAUUGAAUUGGCAAGAUUUCAUAUGCGUUUAAUUGUGACUUGUCAUACAAAUUCAAUAUUCGAUGUGGCAUUUCCACGCAAUUAUUCAGAAAUAUUUGCAACAACUAGUAAAAAUGACAUACGAGUAUGGAAAUUAAUUACCCAAAAAGAAUUGCUUCGAAUUUCUGUACCAAAUUUUAUUUGUUCUAGUAUAUGUUUCAAUUGUAAUGGUAAUUCUAUAAUAUCUGCUUGGAAUGAUGGUGCAAUAAGAGGAUUCGCUUUGAAUGGCGGAAAACUGUUAUUCGAAAUUAAUGGCGCUCACACAAAAUCUGUAUCAACAAUUACUAUUACAAACGAUGAUAGUAAACUUAUUAGUGGGGGCUGUGAUGGACAGGUGCGAAUAUGGGAUGCAAAAUCAGAAAUACGAUAUUUACUGCAAGUUUUAAAAGAACAUAGAGGACCAAUAACGUCAUUACAAGUUUCACCAGAUAAUGAGAGUUUAAUUAGUUCUAGCACUGAUGGCACAUGUAUAUUGUGGAAUUUGAGAAAUUUUACGAGGAAGUUUAUGUUACGAGGAAACACAAUGUAUAUGGCAACGUGUUUUGUUCCUAACGGUGUUCAAAUUUUAACAUGUGGUACAGACCGCAAAAUAGCUUAUUGGGAAACCUUGGAUGGUUCGUUAGUUCGGGAAGUUGAAGGUUCACUUACUGGAACAUUAAAUACUAUAAGUAUUAGCCAUGAUGGACAAUAUUUUCUCACUGGAUCAGAUGAUUCCAUUAUCAAAUUAUGGGAAUAUCGCACUGCUAAUACUAUUCGUUUAAGUCUUGCACAUGCUGCCGCGGUUACUCGUUGUGUCUUUGCUCCAGAUGAUACAUUUAUUGUCACGGCAAGUGCAGAUGGUGCUAUAAUGAUUUGGAAAUAUCCUUUUUCAGAAAAAUAAUAAACAAACAAUAAAACAAACAAUAACAAACUUUAAUAAUCAUCAAUUGUAAAGAUAUCAUAAAUAUAAUUUAUAGAUCAUGUUGUAAAUAAAGUUAUAAAGUUAUAAAGUUUCAUAUAAAUGACAAAUAUCUUUGUCAUUUUUCAAAUAUAUUCAUAAAAUCUAAUUAUUAGUUCAUAAUCAUUAAUAAAUUCAAUGAUCAUUUCAUUUCAUAUAAAAAUUAUUGUUUACAUAAAAGAAUCACAUAAAAAUCCUAUUAUAUUUUAUAUUUUUAUGUGAGAUAUUUUAUACGGGCAAAACUAUAUAGAAUUAAUACAAAUAAAAAAAUAACACAUUAAUAUAAAUACUGAAUAUAAAUAGUGAAUAAUUCAAUGGCAAGUUAUGUAAAUAGCGAUAAAAAAAAAUGAUUCUUUUAAAAAUCUAAUUUAAUCUCUUUCAGGAUAUUAAUAUAUUUAUAGAAUACUUUUUAAAGAUCGAUUUUAGGCGUCAACAAAAAUUGCUGUAUGAAAAUGUUGACUAACAUUUAUUUGUUAAAUUAUUAUUUGUUAAACAGUUUAAAUUUACAAUGGAUGAAAUGAGAUGGAAAGUUGCUUAUUCUGAGAUAAAUACACAUUUUUAUUUAUAAAUCAAAUAUUUGAAUCUUUAUUAAAAAUUAUUGAUAUCUAAACUAUUAUAAUUUCAUAAAAAAAAAACAUACAACAAUCCAUUCACGUUCAAUUUAAAAUAUUAAUAUUUAAAAGCCUCUAAUUUCAAAAUUUUUGCUUAAAAUUUUUUUUAUAACAUUUGUAUUAUAUAGCAAAAAGAGAAGAAAUAUAGAUUUUUUUUGAUUGAAAAACAGUUUCGCAUAUUUUUCAAAAUUCAAUAGAAUAACUAAAUAAAAUCAUACAGCGAAUUUUGGAGGAUCAUUUAAAAAAGAAGUUUUAAUCUUCAAAUCUGUGAUGAAUUUAGUCAUAAAAAAAAUUUUUUCAUCUUCAUAGAAAAUUAAUUUAAAUUUGCAAAAUUUUUAACGAAAAAAUCUAUGCACGUUUUCGUCAUAUAAUGCAUAAAUAUCAUUCU
Molecule: messenger RNA, 3160 nt
Organism: Apis cerana (Asiatic honeybee)
Lineage: Eukaryota; Metazoa; Arthropoda; Insecta; Hymenoptera; Apidae
Product: cilia- and flagella-associated protein 52
Molecular function (GO): protein binding
Source: RefSeq, a predicted model, not a curated record